Molecule: messenger RNA, 4317 nt
Organism: Salvelinus fontinalis (brook trout)
Lineage: Eukaryota; Metazoa; Chordata; Actinopteri; Salmoniformes; Salmonidae
Product: SEC14-like protein 2
Exons: 12
Coding region: 2511-3938 (475 amino acids)
Cellular component (GO): cytoplasm
Source: RefSeq, a predicted model, not a curated record
CACUACCUGAUAGUCAACAGCAGCCUGCUUCACUACCUGAUAGUCAACAGCAGCACAGUGAAAUUAAUUGAUAAUUUAAAAAAAAGAGAAAUGCCAUUGCAGCCUCGGUGCAAUUUAGUAGUCCAAAAAACGUGCAAUCCGCAAAAUAAUACAUUUUCAUCCGCAACAUCGUUUUCAAGGUUGCCUAAAUUUAGGGGAAACCGCAAACAUGGCAACCUUGUCUGUGCUGCUGGUACUGUAGCUCAACCCACACUGUAAACACAGCCGCUACUCUCGUGAAUAUUAUAUUAGGGGGCGUGUACUUCCAGGUAUGAACUAAACGGAAAAAAAGAAACAUUUGAUACAUAUUGUUGUUACUUGUUUUCUGUUACUAAAUUUGACAACCAUAAACAAGAAAACGAGUCGAUAUCCAAUUUCCGUUUUGGGUACUAGAAAAACUAUACAACAAUUAAUUGACUCUUUUGGCCUUGCCUAGAUGAAAGGAAAUAGGAAUCAUCGAUAAGCAUACAGAACCUUCUUGUCUUGCGUUUGAUAUUUCUGUUGCAAAGCUAUAGACCCUUUUCCAGUACACGACACAUUGACGUCAGGCACAGACUCGUAGGACUCUUGGCACCAGUAAUAAAGCAAUCGCCGUCUGUGCCCAUUCAACAUAACCUAUAUUACUUCUUAACAAAAUAACCUCUUUGGGUGCUCAUAUGCUUACAAUUAUGUUUUGUUUCUUGCUUGAACAGCCCUAAGAUUAUAUUUGGUUGUGAUCUUUGCAAAAUAACUAUUUUGGGCUGCAGUUGUUAGCUAGAAUGGUAACGCUCUUUGAUAUAGCCUAAUUGAUGUAGCCUGUUAGCUAGAAUGGUAACGCUCAUUGAUAUGGCCGGUUCCCCUCUCUCCACUGAGAUUAUCUGCCUCUAACCCUAUUACAGGGGUUGAGUCACUGGCUUACUGGUGCUCUUCCAUGCCGUCCCUAGGAGGGGUGCGUCACUUGAGUGGGUUGAGUCACUGACAUGAUCUUCCUGUCCGGGUUGGCGCCCCCCUCGGGUUUGUGCCAUGGGGGAACUCUUCGUGGGCUAUACUCAGCCUUGUCUCAGGGUAGUAGGUUGGUGGUUGAAGAUAUCCCUCUGGUCGUGUGGGGGCUGUGCCUUGGCAAAGUGGGUGGGGUUAUAUCCUGCCUGUUUGGCCCUGUCCAGGGGUAUCUUCGGACGGGGCCACAGUGUCCCAGACCCCUCCUGUCUCAGCCUCCAGUAUUUAUGCUGCAGUAGUUUAUGUUGGGGGCUAGGGUCAGUCUGUUAUAUUUGGAGUAUUUCUCAUGUCUUAUCUGGUGUCCUGUGUGAAUUUAAGUAUGCUCCCUCUAAUUCUCUCUCUCUUCUCUCGGAGGACCUGAGCCCUAGGACCAUGCCUCAGGACUACCUGUCCUGAUGACUCCUUGCUGGCCCCAGUCCACCUGGUCAUGUUGAUUCUCCAGUUUCAACUGUUCUGCCUUUGGCUAUGGAACCCUGACCUGUUCACUAUGAUUAUUAUUAUCUGACCCUGCUGGUCAUCUAUGAACGUUUGAACAUCUUGGCCAUGUUCUGUUAUAAUCUCCACCCGGCACAGCCAGAAGAGGAAUGGCUACCCCUCAGAGCCUGGUUCCUCUCUAGGUUUCUUCCACUGUGCUAGCCACCGUGCUUCUACAUCUGCAUUGCUUGCUGUUUGGAGUUAUAGGCUGGGUUUCUGUACAGCACUUUGUGACAUCGGCUGAUGUAAAAAGGUCUUUAUGAAUACAUUUGAUUGAUUGAUUGUAGCAAAAGCUAGCCUUAGAGCCAUUUUACUGGUGGAAGUAGAAGUGUUUUUUAAGUGUAAUGCAGUUGAUUUGCAAUGAUGACACAAACAUUGUAUUAAGCAGGACAUUCAUACGAGCCUUAAAAUCCAAUUCAAAUCCAAAGAGUAUUGUGAAAUGCACUCAUAAGCAACAUGUAAAUAGAGGCUUCUUUUUCUGGCAUUCUAUAAGAACUGCCCUAUUGCUCUGCCACCAACUUGAAAGGGCUCUACGUUAAUUGCGUUUGAUAAGUUUAAACUUGUGAUGGCAUGUUUCAUUCUUAUUUUACACAAUGUGAAUGUUGGUCGUAGCCUGGCGGUUAAGAGCGUUGGGUUAAUAACUGAAAGGGUGCUGGAUCGAAUCCCCGAGCUGACUAUGUGAAAUAUCUACAAAUGUGUCCUUGAGUAAUGCGCUUAACCCCAGUCGCUCUGGAGACGAGAGUCUGUUCAGUCACGUAAAAUGUGUCGCUUCUCUGCUAUGUGUAACCUUUAAUUAACUAGGCAAAUCAGGGUGUGGGUGUUUCCUCUGGAAUUGACACAUUUACGACUUGACAGACAGGGAUGGAGAAGAGAACAGCGCCCCCGUCGAGCAGCAUCAUACAGUACGAGACCGUGACAGACCGACUGCAGUCAGUCCAGCAACUGGGACAGCAGUGUGUCGUUCUUAAACUUCCAUUGACGGCAGAAAAACAGCUUUUUUUGUGUGUGCUUUGACAGACGUGAUGAGCGGCAGGGUUGGCGACCUCAGCCCGAAGCAGGCUGGGGCAUUGGAAGAGUUUCGAGAGAGGAUUCAGGACGUUCUUCCACUACUUCCUGCUCAUCAUGACCACUUCCUGUUGCGCUGGCUCAGAGCCAGGAACUUCAAUGUCAACAAAUCAGAGGCCAUGCUGAGAAAGCACCUUGACUUCAGGAAACACAUGAACGCAGACACAAUCACCACACAAUGGCAGCCUCCAGAGGUGAUAGAGAAGUACCUGUCAGGUGGGAUGUGUGGGUACGACCGUGAGGGAAGCCCCAUCUGGUGGGAUGUCAUCGGCCCCGUGGACCCCAAGGGCCUCUUCCUGUCAGCGUCUAAACAGGACUUCAUCAAGUCUAAGAUCAGAGACUGUGAGAUUCUACAGAAGGAGUGUGAGCUGCAGUCUGAGAGGUUGGGGAGGCAUGUUGAAGCCAUCACUAUGAUCUAUGACUGUGAUGGUCUGGGUCUCAAACAUUUAUGGAAGCCUGCCAUCGAGACUUACGGAGAGAUCCUGACCAUGUUUGAAGACAAUUACCCAGAGGGCCUCAAGAGACUGUUUGUCAUCAAAGCCCCUAAGCUUUUCCCUGUGGCUUACAACCUCAUCAAGCACUUCCUGAGUGAGAUCACCCGCAACAAGAUCAUCAUCCUGGGGGCCAACUGGCAGGAGGUGUUGUUGAACUACAUAGACCCGGAGCAGCUUCCUGCCGCGUACGGAGGGAAACUCACCGACCCUGACGGGGACCCUCGCUGUAGGAACAAGAUCCACUACGCAGGGCCGGUACCUGCUUCCUACUUCGUGAGGGAGUCAGUGAAGGUGGAUUAUGAACAGUGUCUGACAGUCAGCCGAGGCUCCUCACAGCAACUGGAGUAUGAGAUACUCUUCCCUGGCUGUGUGCUCCGGUGGCAGUUUUCCAGUGAUGGGGCAGACAUCGGCUUUGGGGUGUUUAUGAAGGGUAAGAUGGGGCAGAGGCAGAACGCAUCGCAGAUGCAGGAGGUGGUUCCCAGCCAGAGAUACAAUACCCACCUGGUGCCUGAGGACGGCUCUCUCACCUGCAGCGAGCCUGGAAUCUAUGUGCUGCGGUUUGACAACACCUACAGUAUCUUCCAGUCCAAACGCAUUAGCUUUACUGUCGAGGUCCUGCUCCCCGGCCAAUCGCAGUCUCUGAAGAAAAUGAUUGGGAUGGAAUCUGGGGCCAGCAACCAAUCACAGUCCCUGAAGAACAGGAGUCUGUCAGAAUCUGUGGCUAGCAGCCAAUCACAGUCUCUGAAAAAUAGGGGUGGGUCAGAAAGGGGGGUUAGCAGCCAUUCGCAGUCUCUGAAAAACAGGGGUGGGUCAGAAAGGGGGGCUAGCAGCCAAUCGCAGUCUCUGAAAAACAGGGGUGGGCCGGAAUCUGGGGCCAGCAGCCAAUCGUGACAGACGUUACUGAGUUGCUAAUCUCUCGUGGACAGAUUCUCGUGGACAGAUGAAACGGGCAAGAAUCUGUCAAGGCUCACGUAGAAUUAUGUGAUUACAAGCAGCAGUAGCUCUUCGUUUUGGGUUUACGUCAUUGAUUAUUUGGACAAAUCAGGAUUGGGUGAAGGCGGUGCUUAAACUGGUGCAGAGAUUUUCAAGCCUGUGUGCAGAUGAUAAACGGUUUCCACUAGAUUCCACAGCCACAAAGUCAAAAUCAAAUUAUUUUUUUCCCCAUGAUCAACACUGGUGAAAUUAGGUUUGUCUGAGAGUUUCCGUUUGGGAAGGAGGAGACUUCGCUUCCUUUGCACAAAGUUAAUCAGAAUUGUCCCCCCCCCCCCCC